This is a messenger RNA of Fusarium subglutinans, 753 nucleotides long. Its product is annotated as acetylxylan esterase. The transcript has a single exon. Gene Ontology annotation, molecular function: phosphatidylcholine lysophospholipase A1 activity. NCBI's taxonomy places the organism in Eukaryota, Fungi, Ascomycota, Sordariomycetes, Hypocreales, Nectriaceae. Bases 1 to 753 code for a protein of 250 amino acids. The record is from RefSeq and is a predicted model, not a curated record.
AUGCUGUUGCGGUCAUCAUUAUCUCGGUCAUGCCACAUCUUUCGCGCAGGGCAAUGCCCUUCCCGACACCACACCAUCAUUGGCCAAGCGCCUGCCAUUCAUAACAGCACACGGGCAACGUCACCAGAUGUGACACUACGCCUAAUGCCGCUAGGAGGCUCAGUUACAUAUGGCGUUGGAUCUUCAGAUGGGAAUGGAUACAGGAAAGUCCUGCGAGAUCUUCUUCUUGCCAAUGGCUAUCAAGUCUGCAUGGUUGGUUCACGCAGGGCUGGGUCGAUGCAUAACAAUGAACAUGAAGGGUGGCGUGGCUAUCGACUUGACCAGAUUGAGAGUAGAGCGAGACGAUCGCUCGCGACUGUCAACCCGAACCUCUUCACAAUCAACGCCGGAUCCAACGACUGUAUCCAGAGCCAUGAGCUCGGCGCCUUCCGAGAGCGAAUGGACAAUCUUCUCGAAUAUCUUUGGAAGGCCUCUCCCCUCUCUACCGUCAUCUUAUCAACGCUACUACUAAACGCGGAUGAGCAAGUCAAUUCGAGAGUUCUGAACAUUAAUAACCAUCUCCGAGAUCUCGUUAUGCUGAAGGAAGCCGAGCGGAAAAGGAUAGUCCUUGCAGAUAUGUACAGUAACAAAGGCCCCAAACUCGAUGAUUUGAUGGAUGGCACCCAUCCCAACGAUGAUGGGUACAGCAAAAUGGCGUAUGUUUGGUUUGACGCCAUUCAAAAAACCCGCGCAAGCGGUUUCUUUUUUAGGUGA